This is a messenger RNA of Esox lucius (northern pike), 2471 nucleotides long. RefSeq names its product divergent protein kinase domain 1A. The record is from RefSeq and is a predicted model, not a curated record. The transcript is spliced from 9 exons. NCBI's taxonomy places the organism in Eukaryota, Metazoa, Chordata, Actinopteri, Esociformes, Esocidae. The coding region runs from base 515 to 1801 and encodes 428 amino acids.
CUCAAAGCAAUGAGACAAACAACACUAAAACCACCUGAGGACAACAUAUGGUUAAAUCGUCUCUCGUCCAGCUGCAGAGACCAAGGAUUAUGUCAAGCACCAGGAGAGGAUAAGGACAGGGAAUGCACCAGACUAAACUUCUCAAAGACUUUAAACCCGUUGUGAAUGAAACUGCAUGUUCAGGCACAUUUGUGCGAAUCACUGAGGAGAGAAAUUUGAUCUCCAAGUGUUCAAAAAGCCCCUCCAGAAUGAACCGAGGCUGUAACAUGGUUAAACUAAUUCCAGCUUCUCAAGCCGAACACAUUUAACACAAACCCAAGGACUGCGUUUUUACAGGUGCUACAGUUGUUCCCUGAACAAUUGCCCCCCGCUCACACCAACAGAAGCACACCGCCGCUGAUAGCAUUCAAGUAGAUGCUGUUUUGCAGCAUCAGAGGCGCACUUCCAAGAGCUACCUAUUUGAUAGUCCAACAGAAAUUAUCUGGUUAGCGUUGUGAGAUGUGCUCUAUUUGCCAUGGCAAGAGGUCUGUUUUCCUUGCUCUGGCUGAGGAAGCCAAUCUACAUUCAGGCCCGGUUCUCCUACCUACACAUGAAGUAUCUGUUCUUCUCGUGGUUGGCAGUGUUUGUGGGUAGCUGGGUGGUGUAUGUGGAGUACUCAUCCUACUCAGAGCUGUGCCGAGGACAUGAGUGCAAGAAUUCCAUAUGUGACAAGUACAGGACAGGGGCGAUCGACGGCUCGGCCUGCAGCAGCCUGUGUGAGAAAGACACACUGUACCUGGGGAAGUGUCUCUCGGCCAAACCUAACAUCCAGGUGUACUCUGGUGGCUGGGGGGACCUGGAAGGGGUGAUUAAGUGCCAGAUAGAAAAGGUUCCUCGCUAUGACCUGGGAGCUGAGAUGGAGCACAGGAACGAGGCGUUGCCCUUCAACAAACCCACCAAGGGAACCUCUGUGGAGAAGUUUAAAGAAAUGGUCCUCAUCCACCUCAAGACCAAAGUGGGUGAACUGUCUAACCUUCCUGACCUGGUGACCUUGGUUCUCUCCGUGGCUGACUUCAACAAAGACGGCCUCAUCUCCCUGCCAGAAGCCCGUUCCAUGUGGGCCCUCCUACAGCUCAAUGAGUUCCUGCUUGUGGUGGUACUGCAGGACAGAGAACACACCCCUAGGCUUCUGGGCUUCUGCGGGGACCUCUAUGUCAUGGAGAAGGUCCCAUACGCUUCCCUUUACGGCAUCAGCCUUCCCUGGGUGGUGGAGCUGUGGAUCCCUGCAGGGGUACGACGCAGCAUGGACCAGUGGUUCACCCCCUCCUGGCCCCGCAAGGCCAAGAUCUCCAUUGGCCUCCUGGAGCUGGUGGAGGACGUCUUCCACGGCACCUUCGGCUCCUUCCUCAUGUGUGACGUGAACGCCGCCGGCUUCGGCUACAACGACCGCCACGACCUGAAGGUAAUGGACGCUCGCCAAAUCGUCCCCGAGGCCAGCUUCCAGGAAGCCAUGAGAGAGAGGCGGUGCGUAGCGGACGAGGACUGUCUGUACGGGGCCGAUUGUCACACUUCCUGUGACCUCACCAAGCACAGGUGUACACCCGAGGUGACGCGGCCCAACCUGGCCAAGGUGUGCAGCGCGCUCAAGGACUACCUCCUGCGUGGGGUGCCGGCUGACAUCCAGGAGGAGCUGGAGAAACAGCUGUACGCUUGUAUAGCCUUGAAGGGGUCAGCAGAAGAAAUGGAGAUGGAGCACUCGCUUAUACUGAACAACCUGAAGACCUUGCUGUGGAAAAAGAUAUCACACACCAAGGACUCCUAAUGAGUUGAAGACGUAGGUACGUCCUGACUACCCACCCUUCUACUGGUGUUUUCUAGCACUUUCCAUCACGGCCCGGAAGCCUUUGGUCUCCACCAUAGUAAAUCAGCUAUAGAAAGUGUGUUAAUGAACAAUUUGGGGAAGGGUGGACAGUCAGACAGAGAUGAACACUACUGCUGCACCCCAACUCUAUCCCUCUCCUCUAAGCCUUUCAGGGAUAUAUAGUUGGACAAUCAAACUGACACUCGGGGAAAACAUUAUGCUUUACAAUUGAGGGGGAGGGGAUGGGGUUAAUGUUGACAUUUUCUAUUGUCUAAUGUAUACAACAGAUUUUAUUAGAUUUACUGUACAUUUCUGGCAAAAAAAAAUUCUGUUAAAUUGUCAACAUGACUCGUCUUUAUUUACAUCCACAUUUCUAUUUCUUAUGGAAGUCGGUCAAACUGUGCUUUGAAUCAGUUGUUGCAAUUUCUUCCUUAAAAAUAAUUGUUUUAAUGUUCAAUAACUUCACAUCUGUUAGGAAAUGAAACCUAAUUUUCUUUUUGAUGAUGAUAGAGAUUUUCUACAUCAGUUCCAAGAGCAUGAUAAAUAUUAACAUUAAAUACAAAUCAAAUUUUACCCCAGAUACCAACUGCUGAUUAGGGAAAUAUAAAUAAAGGGGUGUAAGAGCCACUCA